This is a messenger RNA of Molossus molossus (Pallas's mastiff bat), 768 nucleotides long. It is a transcript of the gene USP26, whose product is annotated as ubiquitin specific peptidase 26. Gene Ontology annotation, biological process: protein deubiquitination. NCBI's taxonomy places the organism in Eukaryota, Metazoa, Chordata, Mammalia, Chiroptera, Molossidae. The record is from RefSeq and is a predicted model, not a curated record. Gene Ontology annotation, molecular function: cysteine-type deubiquitinase activity.
AUGAGGUAUCUGGAAAAUACCAACAUUUCUUCGAUCUGUGAAGAUAAAGGUAAAUACACCAAUGGCCUCAACACAUGUCCUGCAGAAGUUUAUCUUCAAGAAGUGCCUAAAAACACAAAACUAAAAAAAUAUGAGAAAACCAAUAUGUUUGAAGUUGUUGAUAGUGUCACUGAGACUACUAAAGAUUUUUAUGAAGAUAAAAUAAACAAAAUUUCAGAAGAGUUCUCAAAUAAUUGAGCUGGGCAGACUAAGCAGUGUGAAAAAAUGAUAAUCUAUAAACAAUUCCUUUGACUGGCACUGCUUCAAAGCCUUCAGAAACCAGAUGCCCAGUGGUGUACAAAGAACAUUAAAAGACCUACAGAAUUAAAUGUCCAGGAGUCCAAUUUGAUUUCUGUAGGUACCAAUAAAAACCUUAAACACAAAGACUUUUUAGGUAGGAAGAAGACAGAAGUUAAAGCCAAGAAACCAAGCAGAAAUUUUAUGAGAGAUUGUUACGUCUAUUGACUAUUUGGUGUUGUAAGCCAUCUUGGGAAUACCCCAGAUUCAGGUCAUUAUAGUGAUGUCUAUGGCUUUGAGAGGCAAGUCUGGUUCACUUAUAAUAAUAUGCAGGUAUCAAGUGCCCAGGGGGCUCUGAUGCAGGAGGAUAGGCUUUUCACUGGACACAUCUUCUUUUACAUGCACAAUACGAUUUUUGAAGAGCUAGUGGGUAGGGAAGAGAACUCCCAGCUUCACAGCACAAAGGUAGGGAAAAACUGUCAGAAAGAAUAA